Messenger RNA from Bufo gargarizans (Asiatic toad), 2343 nucleotides. It is a transcript of the gene ETV6, whose product is annotated as ETS variant transcription factor 6. Gene Ontology annotation, biological process: regulation of transcription by RNA polymerase II; cell differentiation. The record is from RefSeq and is a predicted model, not a curated record. NCBI's taxonomy places the organism in Eukaryota, Metazoa, Chordata, Amphibia, Anura, Bufonidae. Gene Ontology annotation, molecular function: DNA-binding transcription factor activity, RNA polymerase II-specific; sequence-specific DNA binding. Bases 276 to 1652 code for a protein of 458 amino acids. The transcript has 8 exons. Gene Ontology annotation, cellular component: nucleus.
AGUUUCAGGACUUGCACUCUGAGAUCAAUGAGGGAGGAAGGAGGGGGGCACUCACUUCUGCCUUCACUUCUCUCUUCCAGGAAGGAAAACAGAAAAAAAAAAAAAAAACUGAAAUCCAGAAACACAAGAAACAGAAACCUCCAUAGGAUCCUGCACCCUGGACCCCUGCACCCCAACUCCUGCUGUGUGGGGGACAAUGUGCUAACUUGUGAGAGUCAGAGGGGGGUGAUGGCACCCGGGAUGUGCCCCCCCUGAUCACCGCAGCCAGAAGACGGAUGCUUUCCUCCUUCCUGGCCAUGUCUUCUGCACAGUUUGGUAUUAAGCAGGAACAGAUUUCAUACUCUCCUCCUGAAAGCCCCGGACAAAAUUGUGCCACAGCAUCCCCCUCAUCUCUCCAUGUCUCCGGGCCACGCACAUACAGGAUGGAAGAGGAUCCCGUCAGACUGCCGGCACACCUACGUCUCCCACCUUCUCAUUGGUCUCGGGAUGACCUGUCUCAGUGGCUACGCUGGGCUGAAAACGAAUUUGCUCUGCAUCCUAUAGAGAAUAAUACAUUCGAGAUGAACGGCAAAGCCCUUCUGCUCCUCACCAAGGAAGAUUUCCGAUACCGCUGUCCGCACUCAGGUGAUGUCUUGUACGAGGUUCUGCAGCACAUCCUGCGACAGAGGAAACCCCGACCGUUUCCCCCAUCUGUUUUUCACACUGGAAAUUCUAUCCAAAGUCACCCUGAUAUUAUUCUCCCCCACAACCACCAUGAUGAUCAAAUUCAGCACAGACCUCCCAGAACGCCCUCCGACAUCCACCCACAGAAUACUCCUACUAUAGAGCUGCGCCAUCGAUCCCACUCACCCCUCUCCACCAACCAUCACCCAUCUCCAGAUGCUGAAACCCGCCCACUGCGUUCGCCCAUGGACAGCAACCUGCGCCGCCCGUCCCCUGCCGAUAGACUCCACCGAUUGCAAAGUGAAGGCAACCACCACAAUCAGGAUACCUACCCCUUAUCGGUGUCUCCUGCCGAAGCCAACCACUGUCCCAAUGAUACCCUUCCCAAACCCAGCAGCCCGCGGCAGGAGAACCCACGUGUCAUCCAGCUCAUGCCAAGCCCCAUUAUGCACCCGCUGCUCCUUAAUUCUCGGCAUCCUGUGGAGUUUAAGCAGCCGAGGUUAGGAGCAGAUGAUGGGCAGCAGCGUGAGACCAAACCUAUGAACUUAUCCCACCGUGAGGAGAUGGCGUACAUGAAUCAUGUCAUGGUGUCCAUCUCUUCCUCCGAGGAACAGACCAUUCCCAUGGGAAGGAUAGCCGAUUGCCGGCUGCUCUGGGAUUAUGUGUAUCAGCUCUUGUCUGACACGAGAUAUGAGAACUUUAUUCGCUGGGAAGAUAAAGAGUCAAUGGUUUUUCGAAUCAUGGACCCCAAUGGUCUGGCACGACUCUGGGGCAACCACAAGAACAGAACAAACAUGACUUAUGAGAAGAUGUCGCGGGCACUUCGCCAUUACUACAAGCUUAACAUCAUCCGCAAGGAACCUGGGCAGAGACUACUCUUCAGGUUUAUGAAGACACCGGAUGAGAUUAUGAGUGGCAGGACAGAUCGGCUGGAACAUCUGGAAUCUCAGGAGCUGGACGAAACAAUGUAUCAGGAGGAUGAUUGCUGAACUUUGAUCUUUGUUUCCUAUAUACUGCGAGUGUGAAGUUGCUGGUGCAGGUGGAGGUAUCCCAUGGACUGGAAUUGUAUAGUCUACCUGCAACGCUAGCUGAACAAGUGGCUGCCCCUGCACCAGCCUAAACAGACUUUUAUUGGUAACGAUGGGAGUGAAUUGGCAUAAUAUGGCCACUUUCUGGUACUGUGAGGGCGACAUUGUGUGUGGUGUUUAUGCCAAGACUAGUGAAUAGGUUUUAUGUUGUAUAUUGAUGCAUUUUCGGAAGUAUUUGCACUGGAGAAAGAUGCCACAGAUAACGAACUGUGACCAGGUUCACCAUGCUGGGACCAGCAGGGUCCUUGUGACUUCAGGACAAAACUUUCUUCAAUCUUUUGUAAAAAUUGUAAAUUGCACUAGUGUCAUUUUAACUAUGCUUGAUUUUCCUUUACUUACACUAAUGCUGAUGCAAUUUGCAGCAUCAUGGAUGAUGUCAUCACUAUCUUUGUAAUUACAUCAUCACUUCUCGUCUGCACAUGCAGCAUUACUUCCUGUUUACACUCAGCCUUUUGGUCUCCACCGUUGAGCUUGUGUAUUUCUUUAAAGUAAAAAAAUAUAUAUGAUACUGAAAAGAAACCUUAAAAGGAACCUGUGACCGGGAUUUUGUGUGUAGAGCUGAGGACCUGGGUUGCUAGAUGGCCGCUAACAC